Varanus komodoensis (Komodo dragon) is the source of this 2316-nucleotide messenger RNA. RefSeq names its product ERGIC and golgi 3 (gene ERGIC3). Gene Ontology annotation, cellular component: Golgi membrane; COPII-coated ER to Golgi transport vesicle; endoplasmic reticulum. The coding region runs from base 780 to 1898 and encodes 372 amino acids. Gene Ontology annotation, biological process: endoplasmic reticulum to Golgi vesicle-mediated transport; retrograde vesicle-mediated transport, Golgi to endoplasmic reticulum. The record is from RefSeq and is a predicted model, not a curated record. The transcript is spliced from 14 exons. Lineage: Eukaryota; Metazoa; Chordata; Lepidosauria; Squamata; Varanidae.
AGACAGCAUUAUUUAACUGUAUUCUCAUUAUACUGCAUCAUUAUAGUGCAUCACUCCCAAAGGUUAAUGUUGAUUGUAACCUUUAUCAGAAGAAUAGUUUCAUGUUGUUUCUAGAACAUGGAUUAUUGUUCUUAUGUACCAUAUGUCACACGUUCAUUUAGAUUUACAUGUUUUCUACAGUAUAGUUAGGCUCAAAUGAGAUAUUAAAGACACAACUACUAGCUGUGUUUUAAAGUUUUGCUCUUGAGUAGGUGCAGAAGUUCCAAGCUGGAUUGAAACCUGUCAGUGUAUGUUUGGGGUUAACCUUCCCCCUGCUGUGGACCCAGUCUGUAUUAGGAACCCUGCAAUUUCUAUUACAAAACAGUGAUCUAUAGUGUAAGUGGGCAAAUGGAUAAUGAUUUUGCAGUAGAAAUUGUAGACAACCUCUUCACCAGAUCCAGACCGGGUUCAUAAUGGAGAGGAGGGAUUAAAUCUUUCUUUCAGGGAAGCCUGUUUUUCAUGACUGAUCUAAUUGGUAUAUUUCUGAGGUGCCCCAAGUUUUCCUAGAACAGAAAUUGAAAGUGGUGUUAAUGAAAUGAUCAUAAGUCGUAGACCAUGUGCUUUUGCAAGCAGAGAGUUCCAGAUCAUCUCUGGGACCUGAUAGGUCAGCAAAAGACCUAUAGGUAACCCUGCAGAAUCAUUUCCUAUUACUGUAAACCAGCCUUCUCCAACCUGGUGGUCUCUUGAUAUGUUGGACUUCAAGUACCGUCAGCCCCAGCCAGCAUGACUAGUGCCAAAGAAUGCUAAAACAUCAGGAAGUCCUCAGUUUGGGGAAGACUGUGACUAUAGUCAGUGGACUCAUCAUGUUCUUACUGUUCUUCUCAGAACUCCAGUACUAUCUCACGAAGGAGGUUCACCCAGAAUUAUAUGUUGACAAAUCAAGGGGAGACAAGCUACGGAUAAACAUCGAUGUUGUCUUUCCACAUAUGCCAUGUGCCUAUUUGAGCAUUGAUGCAAUGGAUGUGGCGGGAGAGCAGCAGCUAGAUGUUGAACAUAAUCUCUUCAAACAGCGCUUGGAUAAAGAUGGCAAGCAUGUGGCUACAGAGGCAGAAAGACAUGAACUAGGAAAAGAAGAGGAUCUAGAAUUUGAUCCAAACACUUUAGAUCCUGAUCGCUGUGAGAGCUGUUAUGGAGCUGAGUCUGAGGACAUCAAAUGCUGUAAUUCCUGUGAUGAUGUACGAGAAGCAUAUAGGCGGCGAGGCUGGGCCUUCAAAAACCCAGACACCAUAGAACAAUGCAGGAGAGAAGGGUUUAGCCAGAAAAUGAAGGAGCAGAAAAAUGAGGGAUGUAAAGUGUAUGGAUUCUUAGAAGUCAACAAAGUCGCUGGCAAUUUUCACUUUGCACCAGGAAAAAGUUUUCAGCAGUCUCAUGUUCAUGUGCACGCUGUUGAGAUUCAUGAUCUGCAGAGCUUUGGACUUGAUAAUAUUAACAUGACUCAUUUUAUCAACCACCUUUCUUUUGGGAAAGAUUAUCCUGGCAUUGUGAAUCCACUUGAUGAUACAGUUGUUUCUGCACAGCAAGGUUCCAUGAUGUUCCAGUACUUUGUAAAAGUAGUUCCUACAGUAUAUAUGACGGUUGAUGGUGAGGUGGUGAGAACGAAUCAGUUUUCAGUAACACGACAUGAGAAAAUAGCUAAUGGUCUAAUUGGAGACCAGGGUCUGCCUGGAGUAUUUGUACUUUAUGAGCUUUCUCCAAUGAUGGUGAAGCUAACAGAGAAACACAGGUCGUUUACACAUUUUCUCACAGGAGUCUGUGCCAUUAUUGGAGGAGUAUUUACAGUGGCAGGACUGAUUGAUUCUUUGAUCUAUCAUUCAGCUCGGGUCAUUCAAAAGAAAAUAGAGCUUGGCAAAACAACAUAGAUUAGUAGCUGCCAUCCUUUUCAAAGAACUUGAAGGCAUAAAAGCAACAACCCUAAAGUCAGUGUCCGAUUUCAAGCAUGUCAAGAGAAGAUGCUUGGGGACUUGUGAAGAGAGACUGGCAGUAGUUCCAGUCUUAGCAGAAGGGAAACAGGGCAUUAACUUAAACAUCCAUGUUUAUGACAUUUAAAAGAGUUCUGUAUAUCAUAGAUUUUGGUACUUGUCUUAUUUGUUGGCUAAUUUCUAAGCAUCUAGAUUCUGAAAGAAAGAACAGAAUCCGCCUGAACAGGGAAUGCAAGAACUUUUACAUGUGGAAAACUAAUAUUUUCUAUUUAAUUUGUACCCAGUGAUACCCUUAGAAUGUGUGCUUGGAACAAACUCUCAGGAAAAAGUUUUAAUAAAGUCAUCCACUAUUUCUUUU